AUGCUUGCCCCAAUUGGAUUCGAGCUUCCAAAUCCAUUAAGUCCAGAAUCUCAUCCUCCUUCAAAUAUUCCUGUCUUUCUAAAGCAUCAAGUAUAUGACAAUCCUGAUGUCUUCUCCAAAGUGGAUCAGCAUGCCAUUAGAGUGGCUGAAUCGGAGUAUCCUUCUUUUCGAGAUUUACUAUGGGACCUUGUCUUCCGUUACAAGUUGUCUGAGCUUGAACGCGCGAGAGUAAUUUUUAGAUGGAUGACUUCGAAAGAUAUGUUUAAAAUACAGUUCAAAAGUGUCUUUCCUGGCACUCCCGAAGAGGUCCUUCUGUCCUUUAAACAAAACAAAGGGACAUUUGCCCGUAUAUUUGAAGCUAUGUGUAGUUAUUCUGGCAUUUAUUGUAAAACAAUCAGUGGUUAUGCAAAGGGAGUAGAUUACCUCCCUGGAGAUGGAUUUUCUGGACAGCCUCCAAACCAUUCAUGGAAUGUAAUUUUUAUUCAGGGAUCAUGGCAGCUCGUUGACGCGCAUUGGGCAACGCGUUAUCUCAGUUUCGGUCAUAAUGUGCCUGAGAAUGUAGUAUAUGAGUACGAUGAUUUCUAUUUCAUUAUGGAGCCACAGCAAACAUGA
This is a messenger RNA of Protopolystoma xenopodis, 612 nucleotides long. The record is from the annotation of a GenBank genome assembly. NCBI's taxonomy places the organism in Eukaryota, Metazoa, Platyhelminthes, Monogenea, Polystomatidea, Polystomatidae.